AUGUUUAAAAGUGGCAAGUUAAGUUACGCCCUAGUUUGCACUGGGGCGUGCCUCUGCUAUCUGGGAGCCUUGGAGUGCGGGUUUGUCUUCGAUGAUGUGUCUGCUAUUCAAGAAAAUCAAGAUCUGAGGCCGACAACUCCUUGGUCGAACCUACUUGCGAAUGACUUUUGGGGCACGCCGAUGUAUAAAGAGCAUAGCCAUAAAUCAUACAGACCUGUUUCUGUUUUCACGUACAGAAUAAACUACUUGUUGCAUGGGCUGAAUCCGUUCGGAUAUCAUUUGGUGAAUGUCUUCCUACACGCCAUGGUCUGCCUACUUUACAAAAGAACAUGUGAUCUAUUGGUUUCGAAACGCACAGCUCUUCUGGCGGCCAUUUUAUUUGCAUCUCAUCCUCUGCAUACCGAAGCAGUUACCGGAGUUGUAGGAAGGGCAGAAAUCCUCUCUUCAUUUUUCUACUUGCUUGCCUUUCUCUGUUACUACUCAUCAACAACUAAAGGAGCUGCUACAGAAUGGUUUUGGUUUGGCACAAGUUUAAUUUUGACAGCACUUGCAACAUUUUCAAAAGAGCAGGGAAUUACAGUAGUUGGCGUUUGCUGCAUUUAUGAGUUUUUCAUACUUCAAAAGCUGAGACUACCUGACAUAACUUUGAAAAUAGUAUCAGCAAAAAUCCAUUCUAAAGAAGCUAUUCUUAGAAUUGGUAUCAUGAUAUCAUGGGCUGUGUUUCUUUUGACCAUUCGGCUGAAAGUUAUGGGCUCCCAACUGCCGGUGUUUACAAAGUUUGACAACCCGGCUGCUGCUGCAGAGACACCCUCUCGUCAGUUGACCUUCAAUUAUCUUGUAGCUCUCAACAGUUGGUUGUUACUGUUUCCCAGUGACUUGUGCUGCGAUUGGACAAUGGGAAGCGUGCCUCUGGUCAAGUCCUGGGCUGAUCCAAGAAAUCUUGCGACAGUAGCACUCUACGCAACAUUAGCUGCGAUUUUGUGGAACAGUUUAUGGUUGGACGAUGGAAGGUCCAAAUUGUUGAUUAUGAGUCUGUCGUUGUGUGCGUUUCCAUUUUUACCUGCUUCCAACCUCUUCUUCCCUGUUGGAUUUGUUGUGGCUGAGAGGGUUCUUUAUGCUCCAAGUAUGGGAUUCUGCCUGAUAGUCGCCCAGGGUGCUAAUCUCUUAGCAACGCGUCGACCGUCAUUGAUUUGGUGCUGCAUCGGCGUGCUCAUUUGCAUCCAUGCCGCAAAAACUGUUCGCCGAAAUAUUGACUGGCAAAGCGAGUAUUCCCUAUUCCUUUCCGGAUUAAAAGUGAAUCAACGUAAUGCUAAGUUGUACAACAACGUCGGACAUUGCUUAGAAACUCAAGGUGAACAUACCAAUGCCUUAAAAUAUUUUCACACCGCAAUAAGCGUGGAGCCCGAAGAUAUUGGUGCUCAUAUUAAUGUCGGUCGAACUUAUACCCACCUUGGUAUGUAUGAAGAGGCUGAGGAUGCAUUUAAAAAGGCUAAAGAUCUUCUUCCCCGGCCACCUUUUGGGGAAGGUUACGAAGCUCGUGUUGCUCCAAGCCAUUUGAAUGUCUUCCUAAAUUUGGCAAAUCUUAUUUCCAGGAACGGAAAACGUUUGCAUGAAGCGGAUAAGCUUUACCAAGAAGCAAUUCGAAUGAGAUCUGAUUACAUCGAAGCAUACAUUAACCGAGGUGACAUUCUUAUCAAACUAAACAAAACUCAGGAAGCUCAAAAUGUAUAUGAGCAAGCUCUACGAUUAGAUGAUUCAAACGCUGAUAUUCAUUACAACCUGGGAGUUGUUUUCUUGGAACAACACAAAAGAGACAUGGCAAUGAUGUCAUUUGACAAGGCACUUAAAAUAAAUCCGAAUCACGAGCUAGCUCUUCUGAAUUCUGCAAUUCUGAUUCAAGAAACUGGAGGACCAACAAUGAGAAAAAUGGCUUAUGAUAGGUUGCAUAUUUUGUUGGUGUCCGAGAAGGCUAACGAGCGAGUUUAUUUUCACUUGGGCAUGUUGGCAAUGGAUGAGAAGAACUACACAUUGGCCGAAAAGUGGUUUCGGAAAGCAGUUGAACUUAAAAGAGACUUCAGAAGUGCCCUUUUUAAUCUCGCUUUGUUAUUAUCUGAAGCACAAAAACCAGAAGAAGCAUUACCAUUUUUACAACAAUUAAAUAAGUACCAUCCUGAUCAUGUAAAAGGCCUGAUUCUGAUGGGUGACAUAUACAUCAAUACUAUAAAAAAUUUGGAUGAAGCUCAACGGUGCUAUGAAAACAUACUUGAGCAAGAUCCGCACAAUGUGCAGGCAUUGCAUAAUUUAUGCGUGGUGCACGUGGAACGCGGUCUGAUGGAAGAAGCAGAAAAUUGCUUGCAAAGAACUUCUCAGUUAGCCCCUAAAGAACAUUACGUAAAACAACACCUCGAUAUUGUGAGGAAUAAAAUUGAACAGACGCGAUGGAAGCUCAAACAAAAAGCAACGCAGAAAACUGAAAAGAAAACUGCAGACGACUUCAUGGAACUGGGAACAUAAAACAUUCAACAAAACGAUUCUGCAGUCAGAAUAAAUAAGUUAUACUUCGAAAUGCUCACGUCCUAAUUAAUGGAACUUUAUAAAUAAAAACAGCGUGCAACCAAAAUCGACACAAACAUUGUGAGUGCUGAGUAUUUGAAGGAGACUCAUUAAUUAUUUCACAAGAUUAGCGAUAAAAUGAUAAAACAACUGCAAAGGUUUUCGUUUUUGCGUAAUUAACUAAAGCUUUUCACGAUAAUAUCUGAUUUCCCCAAACAAACUUCAUUAAGUAUUGCGAGAGACUUUAUUGUUAGAGUUAUUUACUAAAUGUUUCGCAAGUAAUUCAACCGUCACGACGGAAAAGAACUUCAAGAAGAUCGUCCAGAACUAAUGAAACCAAGUUUUCUCUAAAUUAACAUUUUUCUCUUAGUUUGUAAGAGAGGUUGUAUACGUUUGUUUAUUCAAACGUACAGAGGAAAAAUAAAACAUUUUUAA
Molecule: messenger RNA, 2988 nt
Organism: Uloborus diversus
Lineage: Eukaryota; Metazoa; Arthropoda; Arachnida; Araneae; Uloboridae
Product: protein O-mannosyl-transferase Tmtc3-like
Exons: 21
Coding region: 1-2514 (837 amino acids)
Biological process (GO): protein O-linked glycosylation via mannose
Cellular component (GO): endoplasmic reticulum; membrane
Molecular function (GO): mannosyltransferase activity; protein binding
Source: RefSeq, a predicted model, not a curated record